UGGUCUCCAAUUAGUGCCACCACUCACUUUCGCCACCCCCAACCUCUCCUCCCCUUCUUCUUCCUUGCAGAUGCGGGCAAGCUGAAGCUUCUAGUUAGGAGGGUUUAGCUGGCCCUGCCAUUUCCUGCUUGUUUCAUGAUUCUUAGGUGAAGGGAGAGUAGAAUAUUAGAAAUAGAAGCAUGGCAAGAAAUGGUGUGAUAUGUGAUUGGUGAGUGGUUCUUGCGGUUUCUUGAUUCUUUGCUUCAGGAACAGGCAUGGAAAGAAGGAACCAGGCUCCUUUGGUUGAUACCUCGGCAUGCUUGUGCCGGGUGGACAAAUCAUCGGUCGCCGCCGCGGCGAGGCGCAUCUCGGUGUCAAAGGCGUGCGUGCAACCGAGCCUCAGGGCCUCCAUCCACCCGUUGAAGCCGAAGGCAUCGCCGCAAAAGGGCGACCGGAGCCGCGGCGGGCAAUGUCCGCUGCUCCCGGGACUUCCCGAUGAUCUCGCCAUUGCCUGCCUCAUCCGGGUGCCCAGAGCUGAUCACUGGAAGCUGAGGCUGGUGUGCCAGAGAUGGUUUCGCCUGCUCGCUGGCAAUUACUUCUACGGCCUCCGCCGGCGGCUCGGGCUCGCCGAGCAGUGGGUGUACGCCGUGAAGCGCGACGUCAGGGACGGGCACGUGUCGUGGGACGUGCUCGACCCGGCGCGCGGGGCGUGGCGCGCGCUCCCGCCCGUACCGCGCGAGUACGCGGACGCCGACGGGUUUGGCUGUGCCGUGCUCGGCGGCUGCCACCUCUACCUGCUCGGCGGCACGGACCCGCGCAGGGGCCCCCUGCGGCGGGUGGUGUUCUACAGCGCACGGAGCAACCGGUGGCACCGCGCGCCGGACAUGCUGCGCCGGCGGCACUGCUUCGGCACGUGCGUGAUGGGGAACCGCCUGUACGUUGCGGGUGGCGAGAGCGGGGGCGGCGGUGGCCUAAGGUCCGCCGAGGUGUUCGACCCCGCCAAGAACCGUUGGUCGUUCGUGUCCGACAUGGCCGUGGCGAUGGUGCCGUUCGUCAGCGCGUUGCACGGAGGGAGGUGGUACGUGAAGGGGCUCGGCGCGCAGCAGCAGGUGCUGAGCCAGGUGUACUCGCCGGAGUCCGACUCGUGGUCGGUCGUGCUCGACGGCAUGGUCACCGGCUGGAGGAGCCCCAGCGCGUGCCUCGACGGCCGGCUCUACGCUGCCGACUGCAAGGACGGCUGCCGGCUGAGGGCCUACGACGAUGCCGUGGACGCGUGGACCAUCUGCAUUGAUAGCAAGCAGCACCGGAGGAGCUCCCAGGCGGCGGAGGCGGCCGCCAUUGUCGCUCUCCACGGCAAGCUCUUCGUCGUCCGGAACGACAUGAGCGUCUCGGCCGUCGACGUCGCUGCCGGGGCGGGGAACCAGCGGUGGGAGACCCUUGCUGGCAAAGCGCAUGCCAAGAGCUUCGUCACGGGUCUCUUGUCCAACAUGGCCGGUCGCGGCGGCACCAAGAACCGCAUCCUCCAUUGCCAAGUUUUUGAGGCCUAGAUGACUUGCUGCUCAAUGUCUUCUGUUCAGACCUAUACUCUGAAAGGGUGAAAAAAAUCCAUGUUUGCUCAAGAGUUUUACUUGUGGCACAAGCACCUGAAUCAUCUGAAGGAUGUGAUCAAUGUACAGUCAUAUGAUAUGAUCAUAUUACACAGAAUUUGAUUAGAGAUAGCGGUCUGAUGCUAUUUUGCAGA
Messenger RNA from Phragmites australis (common reed), 1720 nucleotides. Its product is annotated as F-box/kelch-repeat protein At1g55270-like. Gene Ontology annotation, molecular function: protein binding. The transcript is spliced from 2 exons. The record is from RefSeq and is a predicted model, not a curated record. Bases 255 to 1526 code for a protein of 423 amino acids. Lineage: Eukaryota; Viridiplantae; Streptophyta; Magnoliopsida; Poales; Poaceae.